AUGGCUUCCAGCAAUUUCCUAGGGACGGGUCCUCCAAUGUUUACAGGAGAAAAUUAUCACAUAUGGGUGAUAAAGAUGAAGGCAUACCUCAAGGCUUUAAAUUUGUGGGAUGCAGUGGAAGUAGGAGCAGAUCCUCUGCCUUUGCUGCCUAAUCCAACAAUGGCUCAGAUUAAGAAUCAUGAAGAACAGAAAGCUAAACAACCAAAGGCUCUCACAUGCAUUCAUUCAGCACUGUCAGAUGUUAUCUUCACCAGAAUAAUGACUUGUGAAAGUCCUAAGGAAGCAUGGGAAAAGCUAAGAUCAGAAUUUGAAGGAAGUGACAGGGUAAGGGCUGUUAAACUCCUAACUUUAAAACGUGAAUUUGAAAUGCUAAGGAUGAAAGAAGGUGAAACGGUGAAAGAUUAUUCUGCUAAGCUCAUGGAGCUUGUAAAUAAGAUAAGGCUGUUUGGAGAGACUUAUGAAGAUAGUAAGGUGGUAGAAAAAAUUCUAAUCAGUUUGCCAGCAAGAUUUGAGUCCAAGAUUUCAGCCAUUGAGGAAUCUUGUGAUCUCAAGACUUUAACAAUUGCUGAGUUGAUUAGUAAACUGUAA
Molecule: messenger RNA, 588 nt
Organism: Diospyros lotus (date-plum)
Lineage: Eukaryota; Viridiplantae; Streptophyta; Magnoliopsida; Ericales; Ebenaceae
Exons: 1
Coding region: 1-588 (195 amino acids)
Source: RefSeq, a predicted model, not a curated record